GACAACCUCAGCGAUGUGGAGAAGCCUAGGGCUUGCCCUGGCUCUCUGUCUCCUCCCCUAUGGAGGAACAGAGAGCCAAGGCCAAAGCCCUGUUUGUAAGCAGUCUCCAGCCUGGACCAUCGGAGAUCAAAAUCCGAUGCUAAACUCCGAGGGCACAGUGACAGUGGUUGCCCUGCUUCAAGCCAGCUGAUACCUGUGCCUUCUGCAGGCGUCCAGACUGGAAGACCUGCGAAUAAAACUACAGAACCAAGGAUACUUUAACAUUUCUUAUAUUGUUGUUAAUCAUCAAGGCUCCCCCUCUCAAUUAAAACACACACAUCUUAAAAAUCAAGUGUCAGACCACAUUGUUGUUUACCGACAAGAAGAACACCAAACAGACGUCUGGACUCUCUUAAAUGGAAACAAAGAUGAUUUCUUCAUAUAUGACAGAUGUGGCCGUCUUGUGUAUCACCUCGGUUUGCCUUAUUCCUUCCUCACGUUUCCGUAUGUUGAAGAAGCCAUUAAGAUCGCUUACUGUGAGGAGAAGUGUGGAAACUGCUCUCUCAUGAGUCUUGAAGAUGAAGACUUCUGUAAAAAUGUAUCCUCAGCUACUGCGGGUAAAACAGCGGGGCCUGCAGAGGCACGUCAGCAUGGCAAACACGAACGUGAGCACCUCGCAAGCAGUGAGCCUUCAGAGAAUCAGCAAGCAGGAGCAGUAGAUGUCGAGUCGCCGGUGCCCCCUUCAGGCCCCCUUCACCACCGGGAGCACAGGGGCCAGCACAGGCCGGGCCACUUAGAGAGCUGAGACACCGGGGCCAGUGAGGGUCUGCGACUUUCACUUGCCCAGAGGAAGCUCUGACGAAGGGGCUGCAUAAACCAGCUCCUGUGUAAGCUGUCCAAGGAGUCUGGGGCAGCCACGAGCAGCUGCUGCUGCCACUGCCGCCACCUCAUAUUUGAGAAAUCAGGGUCUGCAAUCACUUGACAGUGUGCCGAAAACCUCCCAUCUUUGUGUAGCUGACAGGGGCUUUUUGCGGAGGAGAAAGUCAUUGAAUCCUGACAGUGUCGAUCACCUCCAGCUGCCUGACAGAGUCACCCUCUCAGCCCCACAGAAGCCAGCUCCAAUUGAAGCUGAAACAAUAAUACCAAAAAGUGAAAAUGACACUCAAACUAAAUAUUUUAAAUUAGGUGUACAACCCCCCCAAGUCAGUCUAAAGACACAAUUUCAUUUCUAGAAGUCUGGCAACCCACUUAAUCAGUGAACUAAAAGUAGGAAUUGGACUUGAGCAAACAUGGAGAAAUCUACCAUAUUGGCCUCUAAAUUUAAAAUUUUAUGCCACAGAAAAUUUGACCCAAAUCAGAUUUUUACUAUGGGCAACUGAAAAGUGAUCGCAGCUUUUGGUUAAUAUGUCUUUCUUUUUCUUUUUCCAGGGUUCUAGUUACAUUUAUGAGAACAGAAACAUAAACUAUGACCUAGGGGUUUCUGUUGGAUAGCUCGUAACUUAGAAUGGAGAAGAAAGAACAGAGGCACAUUUUCCAGUUUUUCCCCUUCACUUAAACUCUCAAAAUAGGGAACUUUGUUUUUUUAAUCUUACAUUUUUAACCACUUAAAUCUUCACCAGACUACAUUUUAAAUAUCUUCUUAUCUUUUUUAUAUCUAAGACUCCUAGCUUGACUUUCACUAUAUCAACCUGUGUAUCUUGUUUUCUUUAUCUAGUGUUCUCUUACUCUUCUGAGUAUGACUUUUGAAAGAUGUAAUGGAAGAAAAGUAUGUUGCUAAUCUGCACACUGCUUAAAACGGUAUUUCCAUAAUCAAUGAUGGUUUAAUAGAGAAACUAAGCUCUAUGAACCUGAACUCUUAUAUGACUAAUACCAUUAGGCAAGAAUGCACUACAGAGUUGGUUAAGUACAGAUUUAUAUAAAUAAACGCAAUUUAAAAAUACUCAAAA
This is a messenger RNA of Acomys russatus (golden spiny mouse), 1925 nucleotides long. It is a transcript of the gene Selenop, whose product is annotated as selenoprotein P. Gene Ontology annotation, cellular component: extracellular region. The record is from RefSeq and is a predicted model, not a curated record. Gene Ontology annotation, biological process: selenium compound metabolic process. Gene Ontology annotation, molecular function: selenium binding. The transcript has 4 exons. Lineage: Eukaryota; Metazoa; Chordata; Mammalia; Rodentia; Muridae.